Molecule: messenger RNA, 586 nt
Organism: Aquila chrysaetos chrysaetos
Lineage: Eukaryota; Metazoa; Chordata; Aves; Accipitriformes; Accipitridae
Gene: TRMT112
Product: tRNA methyltransferase activator subunit 11-2
Exons: 4
Coding region: 57-434 (125 amino acids)
Biological process (GO): tRNA methylation; rRNA (guanine-N7)-methylation; peptidyl-glutamine methylation
Molecular function (GO): protein heterodimerization activity
Source: RefSeq, a predicted model, not a curated record
CUCCAUUCUCUCCUCCCUCCCGGAAGUGACGCGGCCCGGAAGCGGAAGAAGCGGGGAUGAAGCUCCUCACCCACAACCUGCUCAGCUCCCACGUCCGCGGCCUCCGGCCGGGCGGCGGUUUCCCGUUGCAAAUCCAGGCCUCUGAGGUCCGCGUGCGGCCGGUACCGUUCAACGCCGCCUUCGUGGCGCGGCUGGUGCCGCGGCUGCGCUGGGCCGCGCUGCUGGAGGCGGCCGAGAGCUUGGGGCACCCCUCAGAGUUGCCCCCCGAACCUGCCGCCGACUACGAGGGGGACGAGUCCUUCCUGCGGCGGGUGCACCACAUCCUGCUAGAGGUGGAGGUGCUGGAGGGGGUCCUGCAGUGCCCGGACUCGGGGCGUCGCUUCCCCAUUUCCAGGGGGAUCCCCAACAUGUUGCUGAGCGAGGAGGAGGCCUGAGGGGGGGGGGGGGCAGGUUGGGGACCCCCAAUUUAUUUGGGGGCUCUCCCUGCCAAAAAAAAAAAUGGGGGGGGUCACCCGGAGCAGGGUAGAGGUGUUAUUUUUCCUAAGGGGGGGGGGGGUACCCCGAAUAAAGGGAGUUAUUAAAUGUG